AUGUUGAUCUGUAGUAUUUUGAGCGUGUUCAUAGUAUAUCAUAGUUUUCUUGGCAUCCAUGGUGCAUGUCCUGCCAAGCGCCAUGAGGCCGAUCAAUUCGAAGCUCAAUUGCAUACAGACCUGUUUUGUGCGUACAGCUCUACUGGCCGACCAGUGCAGGAUCACAAAAAUACUAUCAAUGUUGAAGUUAGAUUUGCCAUCACAUACAUUAGUUUUGACACGAUAGAAGAAGUAUUCACUGUUCACAGCAAAAUAGCUAUGACGUGGCGAGAUGAGUUAUUGUUCUGGGACCCUAUUAACUAUGGCGGCAUCAAAGAAAUCCAAGUAGACGGUCUGAAUAUUUGGACGCCGCGUAUGGCGCUGUACAAUUCAGACACAUCAAGAAGUCAAUUUGCUGGUAUAUUUACAACAUGUUCACUGCUAUAUAAUGGUACAGUGACUUGCAGUCCGCACGAGACGCACUCUGGCUUAUGUCGCACAUGGCUACGAAACUGGCCUUAUGACAAGCAAAAGUGCACAUUCUUUUUCGGUUCAUGGAUAUAUACCGGAGAACAGGUGAAUUUUACUUUUUCUGCUAAGGGAGCAGUGGUCUACGAAAACUUCGAUGACGGACCUGGUUGGAAAUUACUCGACAUUACGCAUACGCGGUUACCAGGUAACUACGGACAGAACGAGACGUAUCCCUCGCUUAAGUACGUGUUCGAACUUCAGAGAGAGGCUAAAGGGCUCGAGGCUAUUAUUGUUGUGCCUUGUUUAGUACUGCUUAUAAUUACAACUGUAACUUUGCUACUGGAUGUUAAAGGAGACACGAGGGUGGCGUUGCAGUGUUUUACCUUAUAUGGUCAUUUUAUUUUUUUGAAUGAAAUCAUGGUAAAUAUUCCGAAACAAAAUUUGGAGACACCAAUAAUACUCUUGUUAAUAAGGGAUUCAACAAUUAUGUGUUUCUCUUCGAUAGUGCUGACAUUGUUACUGACACCGCUUCGCGAGUGUACCGAUGAGCCCCCUUUGUGGUUGCUGAAACUGCUUCAGGUGUUGACUAGUGGGCCUGGCAAGUACAUAGUGUUUACUGAAUUCGACUCUAGCGAUAUAAACGAAAAAAACGCACUUGCCGAACAAGACCCCAAUGAAGACCAAACGUCUAAUGUGUCCGUUUGGAUGACAUUUGACAAAAUCAUUAUUUUCACCAAGUUCGAGUCGAGUGACAAUACUAAGAACACAGACGACGCCAAUGUUGAUGAGAAACUUUUGAGUGCAUUAGAACGCAUUAAACUCGCUGAUGGACACAUUCGAGACAACGGAGGAAACGGGAAGCUGAUUCCAAAGGAUGAGGAUGAUGAGGAAAGGCUGAUUGGAACCAAUUAG
Chilo suppressalis (striped riceborer) is the source of this 1362-nucleotide messenger RNA. The record is from the annotation of a GenBank genome assembly. NCBI's taxonomy places the organism in Eukaryota, Metazoa, Arthropoda, Insecta, Lepidoptera, Crambidae.